This is a messenger RNA of Polyodon spathula (Mississippi paddlefish), 540 nucleotides long. RefSeq names its product zona pellucida sperm-binding protein 1-like. Gene Ontology annotation, biological process: binding of sperm to zona pellucida; prevention of polyspermy. The transcript is spliced from 4 exons. Gene Ontology annotation, molecular function: acrosin binding; structural constituent of egg coat. The record is from RefSeq and is a predicted model, not a curated record. NCBI's taxonomy places the organism in Eukaryota, Metazoa, Chordata, Actinopteri, Acipenseriformes, Polyodontidae. Gene Ontology annotation, cellular component: egg coat. The coding region runs from base 193 to 540 and encodes 115 amino acids.
UCAACCAAGCCAGAAAUUGAUCCGAGCAGUUUAGUAAUUGCAGGAAACCAUUCAUGUGUCCCUGUAAUCUGCACUCCAGACUUUGCGGUCUUCAAAUUUCCUGUGACUGGCUGUGGGACACGUGUCUUUACUGUGGCGGAGACUACAAUCUAUCUUGCUGAAGUUCGUGGUUUGGUUCGGGGGAUCCAGCAGAUGUAUGGACAAAUUACCAGAGAUGGCCCUUAUCGUUUCCAUGUGGAAUGUCGCUAUUCUAAAGGAAACUUGGCCAGCAUGGGUUACUUGGUGGUGAACCCAUCGCCUCCAUCAGCAGCCUUGGCUUUUGGCUGGCUUGGGGUUAGGUUAAGGAUUGCCACAGAUGCCAGCUACACCAGCUUCUACCCACAGUCCCAUCUGCCCCUGAGCGUCUUGCUUGGAAGCAAGGCGUAUCUGGAAGUGCAGCUUGUGAACCCUCCUAACCCCAGUGUAGUUCUGCUGGUCCACUACUGCAUCGCCUAUCCCCGGUCCUCUCGAGCUGCCUGGGUGAUCAUCUAUGAAGGGUGA